Messenger RNA from Cutaneotrichosporon cavernicola, 2457 nucleotides. RefSeq lists its product as uncharacterized. Gene Ontology annotation, molecular function: dolichyl-phosphate-mannose-protein mannosyltransferase activity. Gene Ontology annotation, cellular component: endoplasmic reticulum; membrane. The record is from RefSeq and is a predicted model, not a curated record. Gene Ontology annotation, biological process: protein O-linked glycosylation via mannose. The coding region runs from base 1 to 2457 and encodes 818 amino acids. The transcript has 6 exons. Lineage: Eukaryota; Fungi; Basidiomycota; Tremellomycetes; Trichosporonales; Trichosporonaceae.
AUGUCGGUCCAGCCGCGCCUCAGGCGUCCCAGGUCAGGCAGCCCGGAGCUGCCUACUGUCGAGCGCUCACACUCGGACGAGCUCAAGCGCAACGCCCGUAUCCACCCCCGCCUACCCAUAAGCGAGUCACGCCUCCGCUCCGAGCACAUCACCUCGUAUGCCACAUGCAUGGCCCUCACUGCACUAGCCUUCAUCGUGCGCUUCUGGCGUAUCGCGCACCCCGACGAGGUCGUGUUCGACGAGGUCCACUUUGGCGGCUUUGCCAGCCAGUACCUCCGACGCGAGUACUACUUUGACGUGCACCCCCCACUGGCAAAGAUGUUGAACGCGCUCUCUGGCUGGUUCGUCGGCUAUGAUGGGAGCUUUGACUUUGCGAACAUUGGCGACUCGUAUCCCGAGCACAAUGUGCCGUACAUCGGCAUGCGCGCGUUCGUCGCAGUCAUGGGCGCCGUGACUGUGCCCGUUGUGUAUGCGACUAUGCGCGAGUCGGGAUACCCGGUCGCUAUUGCUGCGUUCUCGGCGCUUCUAAUUCUCUUCGACAACGGCCACGUUACCCAGACCCGCCUGAUCCUCCUCGACGCCGCGCUCGUCCUCUUCAUGGCUGUCUCGCUCUUCUGCUACGUCAAGUUCCACCAGCAGCGCUACCGCGAGUUCGGGCGCGACUGGUGGCUCUGGAUGCUCGCAACCGGCGCGUCUCUUGCCUGCACCCUCGGCUGCAAGAUGGUCGGCCUCUUCACGUUCCUUACUGUCGGUUCCGCCGUCAUCUGGGAUCUCUGGGGCAUCCUCGACAUAAAGCGCGGACACCCCAUGUCCUACUUCUGGCGUCACUUUAUCUACCGCACCAUCGGCCUCAUCAUCGUCCCCUUCAUCAUCUACCUCUCCUUCUUCUGGGUCCACUUCAAGAUCCUCAAGUUCUCCGGACCGGGCGACACGUUCAUGUCGUCCGCGUUCCAGGAGACGCUUGCUGGCAACGAGCUGCUCCUGAACUCCCAGGAGGUCCGCUACUACGACACCAUCACUCUCAUGCACAAGGACACCAAGCAGUUCCUCCACUCGCACCCCGAGCGCUACCCUCUGCGGUACCCGGACAGCCGCAUUAGCUCGCAGGGCCAGCAGGUCACGUGCUACUCGCACAACGACACCAACAACCACUGGCAGAUCAUCCCGACGCACGAGGUGCCGUCGCACGGCCGCGGCCGUGUUGUCCGUCACAACGACGUUGUUCAGUUCCGCCACAUCGGCACGAACACGCUUCUGCUCACGCACGACGUCGCGUCACCGACAAUGCCGACCAACCAGGAGUUCACCACCGUGUCGACCGACGACGAAGCGCGUCGCGAGGAGACACUCUUCCAGCUGCAGAUGGUGGAUGCGCACGACGGUGAGGCGAUCAAGACGCUCGCCUCGCACUUCAAGGUCAUGCACAUGAAGACGCGCGUGCUCCUGUGGACGCACAAGCAGGCGCUCCCAGACUGGGCGUUUGAGCAGCAAGAGGUGAAUGGGAACAAGAACGCCAACGACCGCACCGCGCUCUGGUACGCCAACGACAUUAUCGAGGAUGGACAGGGCCUCGACUUCCGCAACCGCACCGCAAAGGUCGAGGACAAGCCUGUGCGCCACAUCAACUUCUUCAAGAAGUGGUGGGAGCUCCAGAUCCUCAUGCUCCAGCACAACGCUGGCUUAUCCUCGUCCCACCCGUACGCGAGCACGCCGAUUGAGUGGCCAUUCUGCCUGAACGGUGUGAGCUUCUGGACCGAGAACGGCCAGCAGCAGCAGAUCUACAUGGUCGGCAACCUGCUCGACUGGUGGAUCUGUGCGAUCACCGUGUCCGUGUUCGUCGGCAUUAUCGCCGCGGACAUGAUCGCGCGUCGCCGCGGCGUGGAGCCGAUCGAGGAGGAUGUCCGCAACCGCAUGUACCGCAACACGGGCUUCUUCCUCGGCGCAUGGGCGUUCCACUACUUCCCAUUCUACUCGAUGGCCCGCCAGCGCUUCCUCCACCACUACCUGCCCGCACACCUCGCCUCCGCGCUUGUCGCCGGGUGCAUCCUCAACUUUAUUCUCGUCGAGGAGGUCAACUACCCCAUGUCCGUCGCGGGUCCCAGAACGCGCCUCCGCCCCGCCGCGCGCGCAUACGUCUCGCGCAAGGGCCUCAUCGUGCUUGGCGUACUGUCCGCCGCGGUUGUCGGGUGCUUCCUCUACCAGGCACCGUUCACGUACGGCCUUCCGCUGAGCUCUGAGCAGGUUAGCGCGCGCAAGCUCCUCAACACUUGGACCCUCCACUUUGAAGCCAAGGUCACGCACGAUGUCGACAUUCCCCAGGGCGAGGUGCCAGGUCGGGUCGAGGUGCUAGGAGGUCCGAAUGGGUUUGGUGGCUCAGAGGACCAGUUGGCGGACAGUGCGGUCGACAAGGCGGACAGCGCGGACAACGUCGCGUCCGACGAGCCCGAGCUCUUGUAG